CCGAAAGUGAAAGUGUUUCUCCCUCCGAAUCGACUCCAUUUUGUGAAGCGUUUGUAAAAGUUAAAACAUGUUUAUCAGCAGCAGAAACUGUGAUAUUAAUGUCAGGACAAGGCCUGUUGACUAAAGGAGUGUGAUAGAUUCCAUCAUAUAUCAGACUCUUCAGGACUCAGCUGUGUGUUUGUGUAAACUUUACUAAUAUUUAAAGAUGGAGACUCCUGAUCUGGACACAGAUAAUGUUUCUACACCAUCAAACAACCGUAAACUCCAGAGAAAGUUAUCAGAAUCACCAACACACAGCUGUAUCUCCAUGAAGAGUGACUGGUCUAUGAGUCUUCCUCCUGGGUUUAAAGAUGGAGACUCAUCACUUCUACACAGUGAUCUACAGAAGACAGGAAACAGAAGAGAAAUGAAGAUCACAGAUACAGGGCACGACCCAGAAUCUGCUGCUUUAAAUGAAUUUCAGAAAAACUUCCAAUUAAAUCUGAUGAAGAAGUUUCAGUGUUUGAAUGGAGUGAUAAUGAACCUGGGAACACAAACACUCCUGAAUGAGAUCUACACAGAGCUCUACAUCACAGAGGGAGACAGUGGAGUAGUCAAUAAUGAACAUGAGGUGAGACAGAUCGAGGCAGAAUCCAGGAGAACAACAAAAGAGGAAACACCAAUCAAAUGCAAUGACAUCUUUAAGCCUUUAUCUGAACAAGACAAACCCAUCAGAACUGUGCUGACAAAGGGAGUCGCUGGCAUCGGAAAAACAGUCUCUGUGCAGAAGUUCAUACUGGACUGGGCUGAAGGGAAAGCAAAUCAGGACGUCCACCUCAUAUUUCCACUUCCUUUCAGAGAGCUAAACUUGAUGACGGGCCAGACACUGAGUCUGAUGGAGCUCCUUCAUGUCUUUUUUAAGGAAACAAAAGAAACAGAAAUGUUCAGUUUGGAAAAGGUUAUGUUCAUUUUUGACGGAUUGGACGAGUGUCGUUUUCCUCUAGAUUUCCGGAACACAGUAAGUGUGUGUGAUGUAACUGAAUCAGCAUCAGUGCCUGUGCUGCUGAUAAACCUGAUCAAAGGUAAUCUGCUUCCCUCUGCUCUCAUCUGGAUCACCUCCAGACCUGCAGCAGCUGAUCAAAUCCCCUCUGAGUGUGUGGAUCGAGUCACAGAUGUACGAGGGUUCAAUGACCCACAGAAGGAGGAGUACUUCAGGAAGAGGAUCAGUCAUCAGAGCCUGGCCAAUAACAUCAUCACACACCUGAAGUCAUUAAGAAGCCUCUACAUCAUGUGUCACAUCCCAGUCUUCUGCUGGAUUUCUGCCAUUGUUCUAGAGAGAAUGUUGGGUGAAGCAGAGAGUGGAGAGAUCCCCAAGACUCUGACUCAAAUGUACACACACUUCCUCAUCAUUCAGACAAACAUCAUAAGAGAAAAAUACUCAAAGAAGCAGGAGAGUGAUGAAGAAAUGCUUCUUAAACUGGGACAACUGGCUUUUCAGCAGCUGAAGAAAGGGAACCUGAUCUUCUAUGAUGAAGACCUGAGAGAGUGUGGUAUUGAUGUGAGAGAAGCAGCAGUGUACUCAGGUGUGUGUACUCAGAUCUUCAGAGAGGAGUUUGGACUUCACCAGAGUAAAGUGUACUGCUUUGUUCAUCUGAGUGUUCAGGAGUAUCUCGCAGCUCUGUAUGUGCAACUGACCUUCAUGAAAGAGAAGAGAAAUGUUCUUAUUCACAAUCAAGAUUCUAACAGGUGGAUGAAAAAAAAUACUAUAUCACAUGUACACAAGAUUGCAGUAGCUCAGACUUUAGAAAGUCAGACUGGACAUCUGGACCUUUUCCUUCGCUUCCUUCUGGGUCUCUCACUGGAGUCCAAUCAGAAACUCUUACAUGCUUUAGUAAUACAGACAGGAAGUAGCUCCAGGGGCACAGAGGAAACCGUUCAGUACAUUAAGGAGAUUAUCAGUGAAGAUCUUCCUACAGAGAAAUCCAUUAAUCUGUUCCACUGUCUGAAUGAACUGAGUGAUAAUUCUCUAGUGGAGGAAAUCCAACUCUACCUGAAAUCUGGAAAACAAAGUAAACUUUCUUCUUCACAGCUGUCUGCUCUGGUGUUUGUGUUACUGACAUCAGCACAGGAGCUGGAUGAAUUUGACCUGAGUAAAUAUACCAAUUCAGAUAACAUAACAGAAGAUGUUGUUCUGAAGAUGAUGCCUGUGAUUACAGCAUCCAGUAAAGCAAUUAUCAGCUGUGAUUCACUUGGAGUGGAAAGUUGGUCACCUCUGGUCUCAGGGCUCAGAUCAGAAACCUACAAACUGAGAGAACUUCAUCUGACUGUGAAAACACUGAAUCUGUCUGAGAAUAAACUAGGAAACUCAGGAGUGAUGAUUCUCUCUGCUGUACUGGAGAAUCCUCACUGUAAACUGGAGACACUGGGGUUGUGUAAUUGUGGUGUCUCAGAUGAAGACUGUGCUGCUCUGACUUCAGCUCUAAAAUCAAACCCCUCACACCUGAGAGAACUGGAUCUGUCUGAGAAUAAACUAGGAGACUCAGGAGUGAAGAUACUCUCUGCUGUACUGGAGAAUCCUCACUGUAAACUGGAGAUACUGAGGUUGUAUGAUUGUGGUGUCUCAGAUAAAGGCUGUGCUUCUCUGACUUCAGCUCUGAGAUCAAACCCCUCACACCUGAGAGAACUGGAUCUGGCCUAUAAUAAACUAGGAGACUCAGGAAUGAAGAGUCUCUCUGCUGUACUGGAGAAUCCUCACUGUAAACUGGACACAUUAAAGUUGUGUAAUUGUGGUGUCUCAGAUGAAGGCUGUGCUGCUCUGACUUCAGCUCUGAGAUCAAACCCCUCACACCUGAGAGAACUGGAUCUGUCCUAUAAUAAUCUAGAAGACUCAGGAAAGAAGAGUCUCUCUGCUGUACUGGAGAAUCCUCACUGUAAACUGGAGACACUGAGGUUGUGUAAUUGUGGUGUCUCAGAUGAAGGCUGUGCUGCUCUGACUUCAGCUCUGAGAUCAAACCCCUCACACAUGAGAUACCUGGAUCUGAACUAUAAAAAUGUUGGAGACUCAGGAGUGAAGAGUCUCUCUGCCUUACUGGAGAAUCCUCACUGUAAACUGGAGAUACUGGGGUUGUGUAAGUGUGGUGUCUCAGAUGAAGGCUGUGCUGCUCUGACUUCAGCUCUGAGAUCAAACCCUUCACACCUGAGAGAACUGGAUCUGAACUAUAAUAAACUAGGAGACUCAGGAAAGAAGCCUCUCUCUGAUCUUAAGGAUGAUGAACAUUACAAACUACAGACACUGAUGGUCUAAUGAAUAUCUGUGUGUGAUGAAGUCUCCAGUGUUCCUGCAUUACCAUGCAUUUAUUAACACAUCACUCAUUUAGUUCUAACACAUUAAACAGACUCAGAGACAUGAGAAGAGUGUGUUCAUUGUGUACAGUGAAUCAGACUAAACACAAUUCUACACUGAGUUUAUAAUGACCUCUGAUCCCUGGAUAAAAUUCCCUGGACUUCAAUCCCAUAAAAAACCUGAGGAAUUAUUUGGAACAGCAGAUGAAAAUCCACAUGAACUCGAGCUGAACCCUGUUCAUUUUACUGUUUGUGUGAUUUAUUAUUUUCUUAUUAUUGCAAUAUGAUUUAAACUUUUUAUACAUGUAUACGUAUAGCUAUAUUACUGGAUAUACAGGGAGUGCAGAAUUAUUAGGCAAAUGAGUAUUUUGACCACAUCAUCCUCUUUAUGCAUGUUGUCUUACUCCAAGCUGUAUAGGCUCGAAAGCCUACAACCAAUUAAGCAUAUUAGGUGAUGUGCAUCUCUGUAAUGAGAAGGGGUGUGGUCUAAUGACAUCUACACCCUAUAUCAGGUGUGCAUAAUUAUUAGGCAACUUCCUUUCCUUUGGCAAAAUGGGUCAAAAGAACGACUUGACAGGCUCCGAAAAGUCAAAAAUAGUGAGAUAUCUUGCAGAGGGAUGCAGCACUCUUAAAAUUGCCAAGCUUCUGAAGCGUGAUCAUCGAACAAUCAAGCGUUUCAUUCAAAAUAGUCAACAGGGUCGCAAGAAGCGUGUGGAAAAACCAAGGCGCAAAAUAACUGCCCAUGAACUGAGAAAAGUCAAGCGUGCAGCUGCCAAGAUGCCACUUGCCACCAGUUUUGCCAUAUUUCAGAGCUGCAACAUCACUGGAGUGCCCAAAAGCACAAGGUGUGCAAUACUCAGAGACAUGGCCAAGGUAAGAAAGGCUGAAAAACGACCACCACUGAACAAGACACACAAGCUGAAACGUCAAGACUGGGCCAAGAAAUAUCUGAAGACUGAUUUUUCUAAGGUUUUAUGGACUGAUGAAAUGAGAGUGAGUCUUGAUGGGCCAGAUGGAUGGGCUCGUGGCUGGAUCGGUAAAGGGCAGAGAGCUCCAGUCCGACUGAGACGCCAGCAAGGUGGAGGUGGAGUACUGGUUUGGGCUGGUAUCAUCAAAGAUGAGCUUGUGGGGCCUUUUCGGGUUGAGGAUGGGGUCAAGCUCAACUCCCAGUCCUACUGCCAGUUUCUGGAAGACACCUUCUUCAAGCAGUGGUACAGGAAGAAGUCUGCAUCCUUCAAGAAAAACAUGAUUUUCAUGCAGGACAAUGCUCCAUCACACGCGUCCAAGUACUCCACAGCGUGGCUGGCAAGAAAGGGUCUAAAAGAAGAAAAACUAAUGACAUGGCCUCCUUGUUCACCUGAUCUGAACCCCAUAGAGAACCUGUGGUCCAUCAUCAAAUGUGAGAUUUACAAGGAGGGAAAACAGUACACCUCUCUGAAGAGUGUCUGGGAGGCUGUGGUUGCUGCUGCACGCAAUGUUGACGGUGAACAGAUCAAAACACUGACAGAAUCCAUGGAUGGCAGGCUUUUGAGUGUCCUUGCAAAGAAAGGUGGCUAUAUUGGUCACUGAUUUGUUUUUGUUUUGUUUUUGAAUGUCAGAAAUGUAUAUUUGUGAAUGUUGAGAUGUAAUAUUGGUUUCACUGGUGAAAAUAAAUAAUUGAAAUGGGUAUAUAUUUGUUUUUUGUUAAGUUGCCUAAUAAUUAUGCACAGUAAUAGUCACCUGCACACACAGAUAUCCUCCUAAAAUAGCUAAAACUACAAACAAACUAAAAACUACUUCCAAAAAUAUUCAGCUUUGCUAUUAAUGAGUUUUUUGGGUUCAUUGAGAACAUGGUUGUUGUUCAAUAAUAAAAUUAAUCCUCAAAAAAUACAACUUCCCUAAUAAUUCUGCACUCCCUGUAUAACUAAAAUGAUAUUGUAUAAAGGUACUUAAAAUGUCUUGUAUAAAUAUAAAUAUAAAUAUAAAGCAGGAAUGCCAAACUUCUCAAAGGAUAAGAUCCAGUAGGGGUUGCAGAAGUGCCCUUGUCAAUAAAAUUGAUUCAAUUAAAUAAUUGGCGCACGAGUUGUGCUACUCAAGUGUCACAAGUUAAUAAUAGGCACGUGACCAAAAGACUAUAAAGAAGUGUGCCGAUGGUCGCAGAUUUGCCAGAAAGGCACCUGUGACGUUACAAUAACAACACAAAUUGCAGGUUGAAAAACAGUGCACAGCUGCUUCCCUCUUUGCCUUUUCAGAGCCACACUGGAGUGUUUCCUGCCUGACACUACAGUACUUUCUAAUAUUUUGUGACUUUAUAAAAAGCAAUAUAAAACAUGAAUAAUUUUUAUUUUUAACAUCAACUUGCAGUAAAUAGUUGGAAAAUAUGUAGAUGGUAAUGAAAUUAAACAGCCAUCAGCAGCAACAGAAUUGUACCUUCACCAACUUAUUAAAAAACUAAAUUUGUGUUGCUUUUAUAAAUUAAAGCAUUUACUCAA
Tachysurus vachellii is the source of this 5792-nucleotide messenger RNA. Its product is annotated as NACHT, LRR and PYD domains-containing protein 12-like. The record is from RefSeq and is a predicted model, not a curated record. The transcript has 12 exons. The coding region runs from base 206 to 3283 and encodes 1025 amino acids. NCBI's taxonomy places the organism in Eukaryota, Metazoa, Chordata, Actinopteri, Siluriformes, Bagridae. Gene Ontology annotation, molecular function: protein binding.